AUGGGAGAAGACGAAAAGGUUGCAGAGUAUGUAUUAAAGGUGCAGAAACUCAUCCAACUCAUGAAGGCUUGUGGUGAAACCCUAACUGAUAAGAUGAUAGUCGAGAAGGUACUGCGUACGUUGACCUCUCACUUUGAUCACGUUAUGGUAUCUAUUUCAGAAUCCAACAAUCUUGAAACCCUAAAAUUGGAAGAUUUGGUUGGUUCAUUGGAAGCGCAUGAGAUUAGGACUGUCGAAAGGAAAGGAGUUCAAGAUUCGAUACAAAAUUUGCAGGGAAAGAAUGGUGGUUCCAACAAAUUUAAAGGCAAAGUUGACAAGACUCAGGGCAAGAAGCCUUGGUCAAACCCUCACAAGCAGCAUGCCGAAGAUAGAACUUCUGAAUCCUCGAAAAGAGGAGGAGGAAACUAUCGAAAGGACAAAAAAGAUAAGAAAGGUGUGCAGUGCUAUCACUGUGAGAACUGGGAUCACUUGUCUAAACAUUGUUGGUACAGGAAAGACAAUGGAUCGAAAAAAGGCAAGGACGAAGGAGAGAACUUUGCAUGCCUAGGGUCAGAUGAUUCUGAAGGUAUGAUGGUUAUGGCUGCAGUUGCAGAUAACCAUGUUGAAUCCAAAAUAUGGUUCCUCGAUUUAGGCUGCUUGAAUCACAUGACUGGUUAA
Molecule: messenger RNA, 657 nt
Organism: Vicia villosa (hairy vetch)
Lineage: Eukaryota; Viridiplantae; Streptophyta; Magnoliopsida; Fabales; Fabaceae
Exons: 1
Coding region: 1-657 (218 amino acids)
Source: RefSeq, a predicted model, not a curated record